Messenger RNA from Manihot esculenta (cassava), 1263 nucleotides. RefSeq names its product E3 ubiquitin-protein ligase RNF170. Gene Ontology annotation, molecular function: ubiquitin protein ligase activity. The record is from RefSeq and is a predicted model, not a curated record. The transcript has 4 exons. The coding region runs from base 89 to 577 and encodes 162 amino acids. Lineage: Eukaryota; Viridiplantae; Streptophyta; Magnoliopsida; Malpighiales; Euphorbiaceae.
AAUGAUUUCAAGAGGAAGGUAGAAAUGAAAAUUGAAUACUUGGAAACUGGAUAGAUCGGGAUUAAGGACGAAUACGAGAAAGUAGGGGAUGGACGGGCCUCCGGCGAACGAUUGGUGCUCUGUUUGCCAUGGACGCUUCAGGGUCCCCUGCCAGGCCAAUUGCUCUCAUUGGUUUUGCGGUGAUUGCAUUAUGCUUGUUUGGCAUCAUGGAUCUGCAAUUCAACCUUGGAAAUGCCCACUAUGUCGUCGUCAAAUUACAUUGUUGGUCCCUGGUGAAACUUCACAAAGGGAGCAUCAUAACCCUGAGGUUGCUGAGAUUUUGCAAAAGGUUCAAGCUUAUAAUCGUCUUUUUGGUGGACAAACUAGUGGUCUCUUUCAGAACCAAGUAGUUGGAGUUUUCGGCAUUGUCUUCUUCCUUGGACAGCUAGUUAUGAAGUUGGGAGUUAUCUCAAACACAGACACACGCACACAUGCACAAAUAGCAAUAGAAGUAGAAAAAGGGUGGAGAAGAACAGGGCUGAUUGGUGAUAUUAGAUCAUACAGUAACAACAACCACCAAGCCUUACUUCCAAAUUAGUUGAGAGAAUGCAAGACAUUCCCUUUCUGCUAAAAAGGUUGUUACGGGAAAUUAUGGAUCCUCAAAGGUCACUUCCUCUUGUCAUCAAGGCACGUGUCUCCAUUGCAGUUAAGUAAUUGGCAACUUUACUGUAAGAAUUAUGUUUUCCCUUGCUUUGUAGUCUUUUAGAUCUCACAUAAUGUGAAGGGCUAUAGAAAGGCUUCAUUCCUGAAAGCUUGUAGAAAGCAUAAGCAGCUGCAAUUUUUCUAAAAGAAUUACAUGAGCAUAAGUAUGGAUGUUAAGCAUAAUGGGUAGGAAUUUUUGUUCAAGCUCGUGCUAAGAAAAUAAGGAUGACAAGCAGCUCAAGCCUUGAUUUCGAUCAAUUGUAGCCUAGUGAUUUUCUAUAUAGCAUGCUGCCAUCCUGUUGGAUAGCUUAAAAUCAAAUGCAGUAACUUAGUGUUUUCCGUUGGUUAUUGGAUAAAGAUAAGAGGUAGCUUUUUCCCAUAAUGAUCUAAUUAGAAAUUGAAUUCAAUUAUAUAUGCCUAUUAUUUAAUAAAAAAACAGCAGCAAGGACUCAUAGCUCGACCCAUUUCCUCAGCGAAUGAAGCAUGGUUUGGAUUGAGGUGGACAAGUGAUGGAGUUUUUAUGAUUUUGACAACUCCACUGUUGAACCAAUCUUUCUAAUUUUAUUUUAUGUUUGAUUUGAA